This is a messenger RNA of Zeugodacus cucurbitae (melon fly), 2848 nucleotides long. Its product is annotated as fork head domain-containing protein FD4. Gene Ontology annotation, molecular function: DNA-binding transcription factor activity, RNA polymerase II-specific; RNA polymerase II cis-regulatory region sequence-specific DNA binding. The coding region runs from base 240 to 1313 and encodes 357 amino acids. The transcript has a single exon. Gene Ontology annotation, biological process: cell differentiation; anatomical structure morphogenesis; regulation of transcription by RNA polymerase II. The record is from RefSeq and is a predicted model, not a curated record. NCBI's taxonomy places the organism in Eukaryota, Metazoa, Arthropoda, Insecta, Diptera, Tephritidae.
CUUCGUUGCUCUUAGUGAUGCUCGUACUUUCGUUUGAAUUUCCGCGCACAAUCAUUGCCAAGAGAUAAACGUUAAAGAGUGUUGUUGUUUAAAUAAAAUUUGGUAUUUCACCGUCGGAGAAUUAGUGUGAAAUAUAAUAAUAUAAUACACAAUCAAUCAAAUAAGUGGGUGUUUUUAUGGCAAUAAAAUGCAUUACCAAAUGAAAUAAAUAAAAAUAGUAAUAUUUCGAAAUCAAAAUUAUGCCAAGACCUCCGAGGGAAUCAUAUGGCGAUCAAAAGCCUCCGUAUUCAUAUAUUUCCUUAACGGCUAUGGCUAUUUGGAACUCACCCGAAAAAAUGUUACCUCUGAGUGAUAUUUACAAAUUUAUAAUAGAUCGAUUUCCUUACUACCGAAAAAACACACAACGAUGGCAAAAUUCUUUACGGCAUAAUCUCAGUUUUAAUGAUUGCUUUAUAAAGGUUCCUCGAAUACCAGAACGACCAGGUAAAGGUGCUUACUGGGCUCUUCAUCCACAAGCAAUUGACAUGUUUGAAAAUGGUAGCUUACUACGGCGGCGGAAACGCUUCAAAUUACAUAAACACGAUAAAGAUUAUUUGAAAGAGGGACUGGCUACAUGGGCGAAUCUUAAUCGUUUCUUUUUUAAAAGUAACACACCACAAAACACAUCAAUUACACCAUCAGAAUUACCAUUAAUUAAUGACUCCUCGCUAUAUUUAACUAAUGUAGCAAAUAUACCUACACUAACUCAACGUUCUGGCGGAAACCCGCAUCCUAUCACAAAUUUCACAACCACUGCCAUAUCAUUAGGAUAUCCACAAGUUGCAAUGACUACAAAUACUGAUGCAACAUUCUCGAAUAUAUUGCAUCGGUCCCAUGCCAUAUCACCAAUUACGGAUGGAUCAACCAUUAUUAACAAAUCUAGACAAAAGCGUUCUUUUACUAUUGAAAGUCUUAUAACGCCCGAUAAACUGGAUUCAAUGUCCAUGAAAAGCAUUACCAGUGAUGAGAAAUUUUGUUCUGAAAGACUGGAAACAGAAACGUUCGAACAAAACAGUCGGACCACAAUAAGUACUGAAAUGAACCAUCAAUCACUUCCUCCGCUGCACACCAUUACUGAAAAUACCGACAUGUCCUUUCUACAUUAUAGUAGGUCGGGACAAAACCCCAUCAAUUUGGAACCAUGCUUAAAUGUCACAUCAGUUUACGAUAUUCCGCUACACCCAAUAUUAAUGAUGAAAUCUCCGCUUGGAAAUUUACAACCGUUAUAUUUCACAAAUGUUGAUCCACAGCCUCGACUGAGUUCCAGCCUGUGACAACACUAGUUAUAACCAUAUACAUUUGAAAUAAACUGGAGUCAACUUCUUUAGUUCCUAAUGGCUGUUAUGCAUAUAUAUGUAAUGUAUUAUUUUUAAAAUUACUUUUAUUAUAAUUCUUUUUGUACAUAAUAUUUAAUAUCUUAAAAACAACAAUUAAAAAGCAUGAUAUUAAGAAUCAAAUACUUAGAAAUUAAUAUUUAAUUGAACCAUUUCUAGUCUGCUAUAUAGUUAUAUGGGCAUAUUAAAUUUCAUAUGUAUACGAUCAAAAUGUAUUCAAUUCUUACGACUUCCGAAUUCCAAUUAUAUUUUUGAAUGAGUAAAAAGUUAAUAACCAAAUUACUGAUAACUUAGCCGACGGCAAUGUAUAUUGAGCACUUCACAUUUUAGAGUAUUAUUAAGGAUUCAGUUUUUUUUUAAUUUUUAAUUAUAAGAUUAUUUUACAUAUUAUAUCUAAAACAACAAAUAUGGCUCUUACAGUAGUACUUACAAAUUUUAAAAGGUAUUAAAUGAUUGCUUAUUAAAUUUUUCCUAAACUUUAUAAAGCAGAAUAAAAAACAAGUAGAAGAGUAGAAUGUAACUCGCCCACUGCAAUUCCAUAAGAUUGUUAUUUUGUAAAGUUAAUUCAUAAUGAAAAAUUAGACCAUUUUUUAUUAAAUGUAUGUUUUAAUAUACAUAGUAUAUGUAUACUAUAGUAUUAUUUUUGUUGUUGGUGUUAUUUCAAUACCCUCAGUAUUCAUCAAUAUCUAAAUGGUUUGUGUUCGAGCCCCUCAUUCCUUCUGAAUUUGAAUACUUCCUGUGCUAUUGAAGACGUUUAUGUUAAAUGCAGUUUUUCUAUGUUCUAAAAAUCUAGGUAAUAAUUAUUGCUAGUUUGGAAAGUUGUUGUUAACCAAUUUCGCCCUUUUUGGAUGCUAAAGGGAAAUGUGUCGACUAUGUUAGGUUUAUAAAAGUUAUUUAGUUUUCGAGAUACACAUGUGCAAAAACCCUAUGUGGGGCGGGGCCACGUCCACUUUAUGCUCCUCCCUAAUGUGGCACUCUGUACAAAAUUCAUGUCGUAGCUUUAUUUGUGACUUAGUUAAAGCACUUUAUAGUUUUUCGGUAACGCCAUUUUGUGGGCGAGAAGGUUGGUAUUGUAGAUGGGCGAAAUCGGAACACUUAAAUAUGCAAAAUGUACUGCUAUACGAAUAUGUAAAACGGUCUAUAAAAUUAAAAAUUAGGCACAGAGAAUCAUAGAAGAUAGUGCAUGUACAUAUCUCACAAGAUACUAUUUAUAUCAACCAAACUUGAGAAAAACAUUUCCUUUUCGGCAUUUUGCGUACAAAGUAAAAUUCGAUAAAAAAAUACAAAGGAUUAAAUUUCAAAUUAAGAUUGAGUUAUGCGAUUCUGGAAUAAUUGGACAUGGAACCGCCCACAUGUAUAUGAAAUAUCAUAACAACUGAACCACUCGACCAAUUUCAUCCAAAUUUAGUACGUAAUAUUAUUUUGACUACAACCACGCAUCACGCAACCAUAUUUCUUAUGUAACACAGAUUUAA